ACACGAUUCGCACGAUAGAGAUUUCAAGUGUAGAGCGGCUCACUGUUUUGCUGUGUCUUUUAAACCGGGAUUUAAGCCGUUCCUCCCGCUCCAUGGGAGCGAGCACGUCGUCUCCUCUCUGUGGUUCGGUGGCUCUCGCUGUCUCUUCACCAUAGAGAGGGCGAGAGGGGCUGAAAGCGGCCGGCCGCGGGGCCUGUCGGGAAAGGAGCGUCGCGCCUUUGCGUCGCGUGCGUCGGCCGGGUGGGCAAAAGCUUCGCGGGCACCGGGAGGCUGCCGGCGGCGGGUGAGGGAAAAGGGAAAGGCGGCGUCGGGCGAGCGGGAGUCCGCCGCGACUGCGGCUUGAACGUCAUGGCGGGAGGCGGCAGCGCCGGCGAGUGGUGCCUCAUGGAGAGCGACCCCGGUGUCUUCACGGAGCUCAUCAAGGGGUUCGGUUGUAGAGGUGCACAGGUUGAAGAAAUAUGGAGUUUGGAGCCAGAAAACUUUGAAAAAUUAAAACCAGUUCAUGGAUUGAUUUUUCUGUUCAAGUGGCAACCAGGGGAAGAACCAGCAGGCUCUGUUGUUCAGGAUUCCAGAUUAGAUACAAUAUUCUUUGCUAAACAGGUUAUAAAUAAUGCUUGUGCAACCCAAGCCAUAGUCAGUGUGCUGUUAAAUUGUACCCAUCAAGAUGUUCAUUUAGGAGAAACACUAUCAGAAUUUAAAGAAUUCUCACAAAGCUUUGAUGCAGCGAUGAAAGGCCUGGCAUUAAGUAACUCAGAAGUAAUUCGGCAAGUCCACAACAGUUUUGCCAGACAACAGAUGUUUGAGUUUGAUGCAAAGUCAACAGCAAAAGAAGAAGAUGCGUUUCACUUUGUUAGCUAUGUCCCUGUAAAUGGAAGGUUAUAUGAAUUGGAUGGUCUGAGGGAAGGCCCAAUAGAUUUAGGAGUGUGCAAUCAAGAUGACUGGAUCAGUGCUGUGAGGCCUGUCAUAGAAAAAAGAAUACAAAAAUACAGUGAAGGUGAAAUAAGAUUUAACUUGAUGGCAAUAGUAUCUGACAGAAAAAUGAUAUAUGAACAGAAAAUUGCACAACUGCAGAGACAGCUUGCUGAGGAAGAGCCUAUGGAUACAGACCAGAGUAGCAAUAUACUAAGUUCUAUUCAAUCGGAAGUUGCAAAAUAUCAGAUGCUGAUUGACGAAGAAAACCAAAAAUUGAAAAGGUACAAGGGGGCUGUGCAACCUGAUCCCUCCGUCAAGAUUGAAAACAUUAGAAGGAAACAUAAUUACCUGCCGUUCAUAAUGGAAUUGCUAAAGACUUUAGCAGAGCACCAACAGUUAAUCCCACUUGUAGAAAAGGCAAAAGAAAAGCAGAAUGCAAAGAAGGUUCAAGAGGCCAAAUGAAGACUGAUGCCCUUUUCUUUUUGAGGGAUUCUUUGUUGCUUGAAAGGGGAAAUGUUUUUCUGCAUCAAAGUAACUCUGCAAGACAUCCUGUGAAGUUUGAAUUUGUCCAGCGCACGUUUGCCAAUUUGUAACAGUUUGUCCUGUCUCAUUUGCACGGGGUCUACAAAUCCUUCCUUUUGCCCUGCAUCAUGUGCAUGUACUAGCACUCAGUAAUGGUUUUUAGAGUUUUUGUCAAAUUCCAGUAUUGAACAGUGAUAUCUGACUGAUUCUUCAUAUUUAAUCAGAAAAUGCCACUUCAAUUUGUAUAGACCCAGAUGUGUGCAAGUAAUGUACAUCUUUUUACUAUAAUGAACAUAUUUAAAUACCUUGCCUCCCAGUGAAGUCUUGGGGAUAUAAUUACAUGAAUAUGGUUUGACUUAUUGUUAUGAAUAAGUUCAUCUGUCUGCUUAUCACCACAAGCUGUCUUGGUCUCUUGAGUCUUUCAGUGGCUUGCUCUGUGUUCUUGUUUAUAUGGAAUUGUGUCUAAAUUUUCUACAGAGCUGGAAGUAAAAACAAAAUGAUAGAAUCAUUUACAAAGACCAGAGAAGCUUAAGAGUUUAUUGCUUUUAGUAGGAAAAAUAAUAAUAAUAAAUAUUCCCAUUUUUAUUAUGGCAAA
Messenger RNA from Pogona vitticeps (central bearded dragon), 2029 nucleotides. RefSeq names its product ubiquitin C-terminal hydrolase L5 (gene UCHL5). Gene Ontology annotation, cellular component: cytoplasm; Ino80 complex. Gene Ontology annotation, biological process: protein deubiquitination; ubiquitin-dependent protein catabolic process. Gene Ontology annotation, molecular function: cysteine-type deubiquitinase activity; proteasome binding. The record is from RefSeq and is a predicted model, not a curated record. Lineage: Eukaryota; Metazoa; Chordata; Lepidosauria; Squamata; Agamidae.